This is a messenger RNA of Myotis daubentonii (Daubenton's bat), 667 nucleotides long. Its product is annotated as mitochondrial import inner membrane translocase subunit Tim9-like. The record is from RefSeq and is a predicted model, not a curated record. The transcript has a single exon. NCBI's taxonomy places the organism in Eukaryota, Metazoa, Chordata, Mammalia, Chiroptera, Vespertilionidae. The coding region runs from base 26 to 295 and encodes 89 amino acids.
GUUUCUCAUAAAGGUACCGAAAAAUAUGGCUGCACAAAUUCCAGAAUCUGAUCAGAUAAAACCGUUUAAAGAAUUUCUUGGAACCUACAAUAAACUUACAGAAACCUGCUUUUUGGACUGUGUUAAAGUCUUCACAACAAGAGACGUAAAACCUGAAGAGACCACCUGUUCAGAACAUUGCUUACGGAAAUAUUUAAAAAUGACGCAAAGAAUAUCCAUGAGAUUUCAGGAAUAUCAUAUUCAGCAGAAUGAAGCCCUGGCAGCCAAAGCAGGACUCCUUGGCCAGCCACGAUAGAGACGUCCUGAGGGGUGGACUUUCCCUGAAAGAUUGCCAAUAGCUUUGCACUGGAAGUGAGGAUUCAUCUAAUAGAAUCCCCUGAAAGCAGUAGCCAUCAUGUUAACCAUCUGUCAUGACUGGCAAAUGGAAACCACUGGAGAAACAAAAUUGCUAUUUACCAGGGAUAAUCAAAAUAGAAGGUCUUAUUGUCCAAUCAAUAUGUAAGAUGCAACAUUUGUUGAGGCCUUAUGAUUCAGGAGCUUAAUCACUUGAUUAGAAAAAUAAACCAUUAUUUCUUCAAUAGUGACUAAUAAUUUUAAAGCAAAAUCAUGAAUGAGAUAGAAACAAUUUUUAUUUCUAAAAGUUAAAUAAAUGGAAAUAUCACUGAAA